Fomitopsis serialis is the source of this 1479-nucleotide messenger RNA. Its product is annotated as major facilitator superfamily domain-containing protein. Gene Ontology annotation, molecular function: transmembrane transporter activity. Gene Ontology annotation, biological process: transmembrane transport. Bases 1 to 1479 code for a protein of 492 amino acids. Lineage: Eukaryota; Fungi; Basidiomycota; Agaricomycetes; Polyporales; Fomitopsidaceae. The transcript is spliced from 12 exons. The record is from RefSeq and is a predicted model, not a curated record.
AUGGACGACCAGACUCGGACGCUCGAGCCUGUGGCGAAGGAAAGGGUUGUGCAGGUAAAGCUAGAUAUAGAACAUGCGGAGGUGAAGGAUGACCCACGGAAGUGGUCAAAGAGCCGUAAAUACAUCUUGGUUGCUAUGAUAUCGGCGGCAUGCAUGAUCAAUGGAUUGGGCGCGAGCAUAUACAAUCCCGCAAUCGUACAGAUAGAGUCUGACCUGCACGCGACCGCCACCCAAUUUAGUUUGACCCUUUCCCUGUUCGUGAUUAUUCAGGGAGGAUUCCCCAUACUAUGGAGCUCAAUCAGUGAGAUUCAUGGGCGAAAGGUUGUAUACCUAGCGUCUAUCACCCUAUGCAUGGUGGGAUGCAUCGUAGCAGCCACGUCAAAGACAAUCGAUGUACUCAUCGGCAUGCGUUGUCUCCAGGCUGCCGGAUCCAGUGCCGUUUUGAACAUCGGAGCCGCGACGUUAGCCGAUCUUUACGAGCCUGCUGAGCGCGGCACGAUGAUGGGAAUAUACUUGUGCGCCCCUUUGCUCGGGCCCUCCCUCGGUCCGAUCCUAGGGGGUGUGCUGACCCAGGCGUUCAACUGGCGCGCAACGUUUUGGUUCCUCGCCAUUUUCACCGGCUUGUGUGUUCUCUCCUUUGCCUUCUUCCGGGAUACUUUUCGGAAAGAACGCAGUCUUGCGUACCAGAACGUGCUCAAGCGCGUUCUCGAGCAAGAAGCAAAGAAGACGACGAGGGAUGCUGGGAAGCAAGUUGUCUCCGAGAAGGACACAAGCGAUGCGCGCAUCACGGUUGUACCAACUGAUAAUAAUAGCUCCAAUGAAACGGAGGCUGAUGCAAAACUCGGCGAGGAUGGUGUUGCUGUCAAAGAGGCCCGACUCUCCUUGAAAGAUGUCAACCCGAUUGGCCCGAUGAUCCGUAUUUUUCAACGGCGGAACAAUGUCGUCCUCUUCAUUGCCUCAGCCUUCAUCUUUGCCUUCAACAUCACCAUCACAUAUACCGCAUCGCGGACCUUGGCCAGUCAGUAUCACUAUGAUGCACUCGAUAUUGGAUUCGUCCUGUUGGCAUAUGGAAUGGGCUGCCUGUUUGGUAGCGUGCUCGGGGGUCGGUAUUCGGACCAUGUCUUCACCAAGCUAAGGGCCAAACACGAAGGGAAGAGUCAACCGGAGGCACGCGCUCUUACCAUGGUGCCUAUGCUGUUCUUCCCACCUUCCGUCAUAGCAUAUGGCUGGGUUAUGCUGGCCUACGUUGUAGAUUCCAAUGUCGGCCGCUCUUCGGCCGCUGUAGCCUGCAACAGUCUCUUCCGUGGGACGUUAGCCUUCGUUGCUACCGAGGUUGCCGUUCCACUGCAGGUGCGUAUCUCGGACUCCAUAGGUGACGGCGGGCUGUACUCACUGUGGGGCGGCCUGACCUUCCUCUGCGAGUUGCUGAUCCUCCUCGUAUGGUGGAAAGGAGGGCGAUGGCGGGAGAGGGCGAUAUAA